AUGUCGAAUAGGCGCUUGUCAGAACCGGAGGAUCCCUUCUCGCUCCCGGAUCGGCUUUCCGACGUCCUCAGCCCUCGCUCUUCCUCCAGCCGGCCUGCCAAUGACGCCUCUACAAAACAACACAGCCAUGAGUACACUCACGAAGAGGCUAUCGAAGACGGCCCCGAUGCCACCACGCGGCUAUUAGGAAACUACGAGCGAAGGGGGUCAGUGUGCGGGCAACGGGAGUGUAAUCAUGGAACAUUCUCACCUCGCCCAGAACACUAUGACCCUGGUUUGCAAGGUGACGUCUUUUCCUGGGGUGUCAGGUCCCCGCGCUUCAUAAGCUCUGGUAUCCAGACGCCAACAACAGAUGGCACAUCCAACACCCCCAUGCUGACCGCCCAAAUCGGAGCGAAACGCCGACGGAGAAUGUAUUUGUAUUACUAUAUUCCGUUUCUCAAUUGGGUCGCCCAAUACCGGUGGGAUUUCUUCCGAGGCGAUCUCAUAGCUGCAUUAACGAUAGCCUCAUUCUAUAUUCCGAUGGCUUUGUCACUAUCGUCAAAUCUUGCUCAUGCCCCUCCAAUAAACGGCCUAUACUCAUUCGUUGUGAACCCGCUCAUAUAUGCGAUCCUGGGUAGCAGCCCCCAGUUAAUUGUUGGGCCCGAGGCGGCUGGGUCACUUCUUGUUGGAACGGUUGUGAAAGCGACAGUUGAAUCCGGCCAUUCCGAUGAAUCGGACGAUAUUAUGCAUGCCCAGGUGGUCGGCACUGUAACUGGGUUGGCGGGUGCUUUCAUUUUCAUUGCAGGACUAACUCGCCUCGGUUUUCUUGAUAAUGUCCUAAGUCGGCCUUUCCUGCGAGGUUUUAUCACUGCUGUUGGCGUCGUGAUUUUCGUUGACCAGCUGAUCCCUGAAAUGGGAUUGUUUGAGAAGGCUAAAACUGUUAAUCAUUCCAGCACUGUGGAGAAAUUCUUAUUUAUCAUUGAAAACGGCCAGUAUGCUCACAAGUUGACGACCAUUGUCGCGUUCUCAAGCUUUGGCAUCAUAAUGGUUUUUAGAACGCUGAAAAAGACUCUCGAGAAACGAUUCCCUCAAGUCGUUUACUUCCCGGAUCGUUUACUGGUCGUCGUUCUAUCGGCCGUUCUCACAUGGUAUUUUGGUUGGGAUAAGCAGGGUCUCGAAAUUCUUGGAGCAGUAAAACCUGGUGAAGGUAGUGAGACUGGUCUAUUCCAGUUUAGAUGGCCUUUCCAUCCGCGUCAAAUGCAGCAUAUUAGAUCUUCCCUUGGUACUUCGUUCGUAAUUGCUCUGCUAGGCUUUUUCGAAUCUUCCGUUGCUGCGAAGGGGUUGGGCGAUGGUGCUCGGGAUGGCAUCAAAGGUGCCCCGGUAUCAGCCAACCGUGAGAUGAUAGCAUUAGGCGUUGCCAAUAUCGCAGGAGGUUGCUUCAUGGCCCUUCCGGCUUUUGGGGGCUAUGGGAGAAGCAAAGUCAACGCUUCUACCGGAGGACGAACACAGAUGAGCAGCAUUUUCCUGAGCAUCAUCACUUUUAUAGUGGUUGUAUUCUUUCUAAAAUAUCUAUACUACCUUCCAAAAGCUGUACUUUGUGCAAUGAUAUCAGUGGUCGCGUACUCCUUGGUUGAGGAAUGCCCCCACGACCUGAGGUUUUUCAUUCGCGUUCGAGGAUGGUCCGAGCUGGCAUUGAUGAUUCUGAUCUUUCUUUCGACGAUAUUCUACUCUCUUACCCUAGGCAUAGCCCUAGGCUGUGGUCUGUCACUCUUGCGUGUUAUUCGACAUGCGACUAAACCGCGUAUACAAAUUCUCGGAAAGCUGCCAGGAACACCAAAUCAGUUCGAGAAUGCUGAGCUAUAUCCUGAGAAAGUCGAGUUCAUCGAAGGAUGUCUGAUCGUCAAAAUACCCGAACCACUGACAUUCGCAAACACUGGUGAUCUGAAGAAUCGCCUUCGCCGGUUAGAACUCUACGGAACAAACCGUGCCCAUCCCGCUCUUCCUAGAGUCAGACCGGCGGAAAAUGACAAGAACAUUAUUUUUGAUGUUCACGGCGUUACGAGUAUUGAUGCUUCCGGAACGCAAGUAUUGCUAGAAAUCGUUGAAAGUUAUGUAGACCGCCGAGUACGAGUCUUUUUCUGUCGUUUGCCUUCCCUCAACGGUUCCGUUUUUGAGCUUUUCGAGCGCAGUGGUAUAGUUGAGAAAUGUGGGGGGACUAGACAUUUUGUCUCGAGCGUGGAUGAAGCUUUGCGACUGACCGAGAUUGAGGACGUUGUUGAGGAGUAUCAAGAGAGUCACGCAGCGGACCAAGUACCUUGA
Messenger RNA from Talaromyces proteolyticus, 2301 nucleotides. Its product is annotated as putative sulfate transporter. Bases 1 to 2301 code for a protein of 766 amino acids. The record is from RefSeq and is a predicted model, not a curated record. Gene Ontology annotation, biological process: transmembrane transport. The transcript is spliced from 4 exons. Gene Ontology annotation, molecular function: sulfate transmembrane transporter activity. Gene Ontology annotation, cellular component: membrane. NCBI's taxonomy places the organism in Eukaryota, Fungi, Ascomycota, Eurotiomycetes, Eurotiales, Trichocomaceae.